Molecule: messenger RNA, 12631 nt
Organism: Megachile rotundata (alfalfa leafcutting bee)
Lineage: Eukaryota; Metazoa; Arthropoda; Insecta; Hymenoptera; Megachilidae
Product: glycine, alanine and asparagine-rich protein-like
Source: RefSeq, a predicted model, not a curated record
AUGGUAAAGGGUACUGCGAGUGGUAGAGAAAGAAGAGUACAGGACGAGGGAAAGAGAGGAGGAUACGGCUGCAGCGGCGGCGGUAUCGAAAGAGGAGGAGGAGGAGGGCAAUUGGGUCGUUCUAGCUCCGCGCCGUUGCACCAACAUCGAGUCGGAGGUGGCGGUGGUGGCGGCGGCGGCGGUGGUGGUGGCAGUGGUGGUGGUACCGGUGGCGGUGGGAUACAGCUAGAUGGAGGAGGGUUGGAAAAAGCCUCCGCCCUCGAAUCGCAGACGGUACUUGGUAGUAGUCGAGCGCGGAUUCGUAACUCGGACGCUGAUUGGUCGACGGCGCGUCCCGAUUGGUCGUUCAGUUUUCGCGCCGCUUUCAACCGCACAGUCCACGCGGACUACGUUGCUCGUCCUUGUCCCACUCCGUGCGAGCAGAUUGCCGUUUCUAUCGCCCUUAUUGCCGCAACCGUGUUCCAUCUUUGUCCUUCUAAUCGUGGGAUAUUCGAACGUCGUCGUCGCACUCGUGACAGAUACGAUAGCAACCACGGCCGGCUGUUCUCGAGUCUCUCAUUCUCCUUCUCGCAGUCUUUCUUUGCCCCUAGGCUCUCCGAUCCUUCUUUCUCUUUUCACCCUUUCCCCUUGUUCCCUCUUUCUUCAUCCCCUGGCGCCGCUUUCUCUCUCCGUCCCACGAAAACAGUCUCUCAGCAGCAAAGCAGCGAGAUCCCCCGGACGAGAUAUGAAUUCACGUUCCUCCUUUUAUAUUCCACGCUCGCCUGCCCUCCAUUUUGCUUGCUCGAGUCCCUUGUCUGCCUCGCCGAUCUACGACUACCGUAUGUGUCGGCUGCACGGCUAUCUCACAGGCUUCUCUUCUCUCCUUCCCUCGUUUUUUCUCCCUUUUGCUACCCGCGAUCUUCUGCCGCCAUAUACGCGUAUGAUCGUGUUGUUCCGACGUCGUCGUCGUCGUCUCCGUUGUCUCCGUCGUCGUCCUCGUCGUCGUCGUCGUCGUCAACCUCUCUUCGUAUAUCGGCGCUUCGAUGCGGACUCGUGUAUACGUGGCAACGCGGAGAGAGUGUGUUCGGACAUAAAACGUGGUCAGCUGUCCGCAAAGGAGGCAAUACCAACAGGACCGAACGAACCGUUUAUGUUCGUAAUGCGGCCAACACGAACAUCGAGUCGAGGAGACGCGUCGACCAGGAAUUACAAUGUGAUUUUCGAUAUCGUUAUUUAUAAAUAUCGAUUAUAUCGUUAUGGUAUCAUCGUGUCGUACGGAGGUGCAGCCUCUGAUCGCCGCUCAAUUUUCCAAUUCCCAACUACGUAACUUUCCAAUGGUAAGAUUUUGAUAACAAAUCCGCCUAUUAUAUUUGUACAUUUAUAACACAUACAAUGUUGUACAAGAUACAGCAGUGUAACGAUGAAUUUAAUGCGUCCUACUCCGAUCAACUUGAGUAACUCCCGUCACGAUCGAAUUAACGAUAUUAUCCAUGUUAAAUACCAAUAAGAUAUCGAUACGAUACCGAUAAUCGAUAGUCACCCUUUUGCUCGCGCGCAUACGUAAUGCGAACGAGGCAAAGACGAAGCGAGAAAAGCAGAGGCGGAGUACCUCAAGAAAGAAGGGAGGAGAAGAGACGAAGCGUUAAAUAUUAAAAACAAUCCAUCAAUUAACGUUAAUGCCCAAGCAUUAAGCAAGCUCGCCGCCGCUGCUGCUCUGUUCUCGCUGUGCGGCGACACGUGUUCCCGUGCGACUGUGUGCCCGACGCGCUUCCAUACGCGCGUCGACGCGCGUAUAUAUACGUACACGCUACUGGUAGGUAUCAUUUCGGUUCGUUAGGCGCGGCCCGCUGUCGUAUAGGCGUUACGCAGUGUACAUACGUCGUGUGCAAGAUAUACAUAUGUAAAGUGUACACACGUGCGGUUGCACCGUGCCUCGCCCUCUAUCUAUGCACGCGCGCGCGCCACGACGUGUAUAUACGCGCGUAGGUGCGUGUGCAACCCGUACACACGGAUCGUGGGCAUCGCUUGUCGUGACCGAUGAUUCGCCUCGUAGAAACGUUUCCUCUCGUCGUCGACCAGCCUCGUAAACGCUGCCGAGAGGCUCGACCAUUCGGAAGGGUUAAUUUCUGAACGGAGACACUGACAGGGGACACAGCUGCCGAGAAGAACGGUCGAGUCUACCCACGAUACAGAUAACAGAAAAAUUCCGACGAUUCGGCUACCCACCAUAAGUAAGCGCAUAGAAACUGGACUCCUGCGGCGACCGUAACCUCGAAAGUGGACCUUAAAAUACCGAUGGCUCGUUAUGUGGAACCUCCUGAUCUCCCUGGCGGAUUUAGCCUUAAAAGGGACCCGAGACGUUUCACAAAUUUUUCACCUUGGAUUUGUAAUAGAAAUGCGAAAGAUAGGCGUGUUAUAUCUUAACGUUAUUGCCAAAAUUUUAUAUCCCCAUAUCUCUGGAUCGCGGAUGUCCUGUGAUCUGAAUAUACGUACUUUGCUAAAUUCCUAAGGUCCUCUUUGAUCUCUAGAUUCUUAUAUCCUAACUUCCUACAUCUCUAAAUCUCCAAAUUCGCAGGUAUAUUUUUGGAUCCCUUCUACAUCCGUGUCUUCUUACAUUCAUACAUUCCUGGAGUUUCACACCCCCAAACCUCUAUGUCGGUGUCAUUAAGGACGUCCUUAUUACCAAUUUACCGAACGUAUAAAUUUCCAAGAUUGAACGAAAAUUACUCAGAGAAUUCCACGUCUUGCCGAAGUCUCGUCGAUAUAUUCACACGUUACGGAUGACUUUUACACUUUCAUCGAUGCGAUCUUGUACAUCGAUCAAGGCUUGUACUGUUCAAUUAUUAACAGGCGCAGUUAAAGUCCCGAUCGUAUUUGAACUGUUUCAGGAAUAAAUGAUCCGUGUGAAUCGCGUUAAUAUAGAUCCGUCGCGACAAGUAUAAUUAAGUUGUCGGUGGUCAUUAUUUAUUCGUAGCCAGUAUCGUCGUUCGCAUAAAACAGGCUGUCAAACGCGGCCAGCGAUGAACCUGUCCCUUGUCGGACUGCGCCGGAGUAAUCCGGUAAGACGUUUAGCCAACGUGUCGGCCUGUUUUAAUCGAGAUCAUCCGGUAUCGCGAAUUCUCUUUUUUGCCGUCCGAGUAAUCAAAGCAGUUGCUCGAGGAAAAAAGGAACGAAGCGGUAAAUAACUCGUGGAAGGGCAUAAAGAUGCGGACAAGAGGUAUACCGUCAAGGACCCAGUUCCUGAUCGGAUCCCAAUUCCCGAGUACAUAUAAAUUUAAUCCGAAAGACGUCUAUAUACUUUACUAGAUCAGCAACGGAAGACGGGAGAGAGAAAGAGAGGCGGAAAGUGCGAGAGUGGGAGCAUUUGCUAGAACACUUUGUGCCUCGAGCGUGGCCAGUGCAACGACAUGCAUCGGCCGCAGCAAGGGCGACAUUAUCGCCGGUUGCACACACCGCGCGGCUGCGGAUGGUGCGGUACGGCGGUUAGGGGCGGUUAGGGCAGUGCACCACAAGGGUGGUCAAACCGCAAACGAGACCACCGUCCUGGCUAUCUGCUAUCUGGAUAACCACCGCCGCCGCCGAUACCCUCCGCCUCUGCGUUCGUCUCGUGCACCUCUUGCGCCUCCGCCUCCGAAUAGCCCGUCCGAGUUGCACGCGAAUCCUACCGAUGCUGGACAACGAUCGGAUCGACCUCGAUGAAUCGAUACUUUAUGAACGAUGGGUGAUAAGAUCGAUUAAUCAUCCAAGUAUAACGAUCGGUCCUAAAAAGGAUGCUUGACCCUCGGGUCCGCGACUCAAUUUGUCAUACUGACAUAAUGGCAAAACAUCGAUAAUUAUUUUAUGGAAAGCGAACGAAUAAAUAUUCAGAAAAAUGAUUGCAUAUUGGUUGGAUCGGUAAAUUGGUGUCAACUGAAAAUUAUUAAUCAUGCGCGCGACAAUUUGAUUGCGUUGUCCCUUCAAAGGAUCUAGAUCGAUUUAAUAAAACGAUCGUUAUCGGUAACGCGAAGUGCUCGAUUCGAGGGACGAACAAUACCCGUUAGCCUUGUAACGGCUUAUCUCGCUAAUUUCGAGUCGAUCGAUCAUCGAAACGCUGGUAAGAACGCGUUAAUAAGCUGUCGCUCGACUCAUCUUGUUCUCGCUUUUUUACGAACACGCGCAGCAACAUUUUUUGAUCACGCGAACCGUGAAAAUGUUCUUCCGAACGAAUGGGACGUUCUCGUUUGAAGAGGCUGGCUCGCCGCGCCGUUAACGAUCUCUCCUGGGUGGUACGGUAAUUACUUAAUGCCGAACGUGGCAAGGUUUCGGGAAUCGAAUGGCUUUUUAAACGAUGACGCUCGAUGGAGAACCAGCGUACAUUAAUCGCGCCGUUGACAGAUCUCUUUACUCUAGCCUGUUCUCCUCGAUAUGCUCAUAUGCUCGGCUGUUUUUAUUUCUGCCUAACAGAUUUCAAUUGGUAGUUGCACACGACGUCGAUGACAGGUAUCUAUUUUCCUUUAACGAGCGUAACGGAAGCUGUCUAUUAAGCUGAUCGUUCGACAGCUGGAAAAUUGAAAAAUUGUCUUCUAGCGGUUCCCGAUAUCUUGCUCUCAUUAAACGUUUAAAUAAAUAGAGUUCUCUUUGCUUCCGUAAAAUUGUUGAAUAAAAACUUCCGUUCUUCGAUACUCUUAUUCGUGACGGCGUGACAGAUCAGUGAUGAGGCAACUGCGCCCGCGAGGGCGCGGUGCCCGGCCGUGCAAACGACAGUGCACUCGCGGCCUCUGAUUGGCAGUACAGUUAACUAUUCGAAAAACUGCGGAUUCAACCUGAUUGAAUUGAAUCACGUUUUAACGGCACAACUACCUUUCAUAUAUACAACAAAAGCCCGGCAUAAUAUUGGAAUUAACAAAACGUAAUACAACGAUGAUAAUAUGCAAUAAUGAAAAUAAAAAUGAAACAAUAACAGUAAUAAAGGUAAAAGCUACAAAAAUAACACAAUACUGAUAGUUCAGGAUAAUUUGACUUGAAUUUCGACCGAAUUAAAAACGUUGUUAAAGUGAAUAUAUAAUAUAAUAAAAUUUGUCAAACGGUACUUUCAAUUCGAGUCAUCAAACUGAAUGUUCAAUUCAAGUCGUCAGAUCCAAUGACAUCCAAUCGCGCGAAACUGAACAGAUAGUAUAUUAUGCCAGUAUUCUUUACCUUCGUAGCCCUCUUUGGCGGUCAGUUGAUCUGCACAUUACCAAGACAAGUCGCAUCAAACAAAGCUUCAUGAUCCAGCCAAUUGUUUCGUUGAACCUUGCAUAAAUCAGUUCUCGCGCCUACACGCGCAAGAAGCACUCGAGCAAACAAUCAUCGAAUUAAUCAUCGAUUCUCGUCCAACGAGUAAUCCUCUCUAUCCGCAACGAACGCCCUCGGGAAACCGCGUGGCACGAUUUUUCAAGGUGGCUGAAAAAGCGCGGCAACGACGGUCUUUUUGCGGCGGCCCUCCGAUCAUGGACACGAACGAAAUAAAUUGAAUAGCCAGGGAGCGGAGAAGGUUCUUUGUGGAAGGUGCGAGGAUAAAAAUCUCCGGUCGCCGUGUGCAAUUACCUUGGCAUGUAAUUGCAGCGAUUCACUCAGCUGCACCGACCAGGCCAUGCCAAGCCAGGCCGCACGAUAAAUUCCUUCUUCUUCGUCUCCCUCCUCUUUCCCUCGUUUACGUCCCGGCUACCGAGAAAUUUAAGCGUACCACGGCUCAUCGGCUAAAGGGGCGCCUGUAUAUUUAUGCGGCGUACAGAGGGACCGAGCACCGACGUUUUAUGUCCGUACACAUGUUUAGCUCCGUUUACGAUUCCAGCUGCCGUUUUACGUGAAUCCUCCUCCCGGCCCUUCCGCGCGACCGACCGAUUAAAAUCGGCUCCGUUUUCGCGCAGAUUUUAAUCUCCGUCUUUAAUUGACGCAUCGAAGAUCUUUCGUCAGACAGCGUGUCGUUACGCGGUUUUAUGGCUGUCGAGGGAACCGGAGACUCCGGGACGUUCAACGUAAUCAUCUGCGGUUAACGAGGGACUUUUUAUUUUCUUACCGGUACGCAGUAACUAAGUCACGCUCGUGAUGAUCGUGUUUUUAAUCGUGUACACGGUACAUAUGUACUGGCAACUUCGUGGACCGUAGCCGCGUGUUAACCCGUGAAAUGCAAUCUUUAUUGCUGAACAUUUCGCAAGCCGUCGAACGUUCGCGCAAACAGCGAAGCUAAAAAUAAGCUUAGCCAAAAUAUUUUUCGAUUCUUCGAUCGACUACGAUCACUCGCUCGUUUCUUCGAAUUUUCAGCAAUCUUCAAAUUCCUAAAUUACUCAAUUUUCGUACUCACGAUUAAAUUGAAAUUUAACUUCCACAUUCUCAAAUUCGCAAAAGUCAUUUGAUCUACCGCUAUUAAUCGAACUAAGAUCUUACACAAAAAUCUUAACUAUGCAAACAAUUAGAAACGACGUCUAAAGAAACGAGUAAGAAAAGUAAUAGCGCAAAAGAUUGUGAGCAUCGGCGAUCGCGCCAAAGAAACGAUUCGAUAUCCUGAAAUAUUUUUAUUUCCACAUUCCUCCGGGCCAACAUCCACCGAAAGACGUCGCAAAAUGAAUCCAUAAGAACCACGAAUUCCAGCAGUUUGGUAUUUCAUUGUCGGACAAAAUGGAGCAGGGAAAAUCGCGGCCCGUUUCGCGUGUAACGCUCGUUAAACGAUUCGCCGGUAUUGAAAGCGUAAAAAGCGGAAGUCGAAAAUCCAUUGUGCCAGGCACGAAGGGAAACGAAAUUUCAACGUUAUGGACACGCGGACUAGAGCGAGGAGCGCAAUAUCGAGGCGAACGAGAGAGGCGGAACGUUUUCGACGCGCGCGCUAACAGCUGCGCCGGUAUGCAGGACGGUUCGUGUACCGCAAUUUUUGUCGUUGCAUUAACACGACAGAAAAACAACCGCCACGGGGCCGUUACGUUUUCAUGGGCAUAUACGUCACCUCAGCUUUUCGCGCGGUUUACACGCCCGCCCCCGCCGACUCUCGCGCCGACUGUGCCUGUGUGCUUCGGCCGCGCUCGAUGGCCCGGCAAUAUUUGAUUUCUGCGAGCGAAAAUCGACGGAUUAGUUGGAAACUUUUAAACUAACGCUGCUAGAAAACCGCUGCAACAAUAUUUGUACAUAGAUGACGAUGAAACGUCUGUGUAAGCUCUGUACUUCGAAUUUGGGUGACUUUUUUUAGUUACGACAGCUUGAUUGAUGUUCAGCCAUUUUACGAUCAAUGCGCUCUCUGUACUCUCGGGUUCUACGGUCUGCUUUCUCUUCGCGAUUUAUAUUGGAAAACAUUCCGAUGCAAUCAGGACCUUCCCAGAUUUUCUAGGUUCUUCCUAAAAUCUUUAACAACUUUUGAAGAUUAUCUAACAUUUCUGUAAAAUUUCUUUUAAGAUUCCUUUCUAUCUCUUCAGACUCUUAAGCUCAUGUCUAACUUCUUAAACCCUAUAAACAAAUUUCAUACACGUGUUUUUUACAUAUUUUGUUUUACAUAUUCGUUUGACGUAUUUUAUAUUAAUAAUCAUAUUCUGUGUUACCAAACUCGUAUCUACAAUUCGAGUUAUCUCCAGAAAAUUGUUAAAGAUUCACGUUUCAAAGAAAUCGAGAAAACGAAAAGAAGCGAAGAGGUUCAUUAGGUUAAUCGAUUUCGAUAAAAUUCGGCUCUUAAACGGCUAACUUACCUGAUCGAUAAAAGGAGGCGAGGUCCUGAUUUUAAGACGAGAUCGGUUUGCAGAAAUUGAUCCUUCUUUUUCCCCCCAUCACGACCUCUCGACUUCCACUGAAAUUCUCGACGAUCCUGCAUUCGUCUAAUGCAUGCAAAUCACCAUGGACCCCGAGACCGAGCUUUCUCCGGCGGCAUGCAAGAUUACAUAUCACUGACUUCGAGCGGCAUCGUUUUCCAAGAAAAGAUUUUACCUCGUCGAUCGACCGAGCAAACACCGACAAGAAGAAAAAAAGUGCGAUAAAUCGAAUGAAAAUUUUUGACGCUUGGAAACAUUGUAUCCUCUCAAAUGAAAGUACUAAUUCUUUCUUUGUAAUUACAGAAAAAGUUGUCGCUCUUUCCUCGUCCGUGCAAUUACGUUUUCGUUCCCUGCCACGAGCUCGAACAAAACAUUCGAAUGUUUCUAUUGUCUGGUUAGUUGGGUGGUCUGGAGGUAUUGCCAAGCAAAGAGACUGCACCGUCAAAGUGUCAGAGUAACUCGAAAAAGCAAGCGGUAGAAAGUAGCCACGAAACGGCAGCAAAGACCCAGUUGGUGGUAGAAGAAAAGAAAAGUACAAAGUAACCGAAAGAAGGAUACAGACGGUAAAACUGAGAUAAACAUUUCACGCUAAACACGUUUCGUCGGAGAGCGAGCGAGUGCGGGUUAUAGAGUGCUCUCGCGAUAGAACUAGGACGGCGUAGAAUAGUGGCAGGAUAAGGGAUGAAACACAGCGAUAAUAGGGGCAGGGGGGGAAGAGGAUGGGACAGAGAGAGGCACGUUGGCGCGUUUAUUAGUGUCCAAUUGUGACGAGAGAGGAGCGGGGAAACACGAAAGCGAGCGCGUGAACUCGCUCAUUUGCGUGCCUGUUAAUUUGCCACGUUUGUGUGAGCACCGCGCCGCGCCAGGCCGCGCCACGCCAUACCACGGCACGUACAGCCAGGGCCGCCAACGGACAGAGAGAAAAUUAGCGCUUUGAGUGUGGGUGCCUGCCUGACCGCCUGCCUGCCCUCCUGGCUGGCUGGCCGCUUCUCUGCUCCGCAACGCGAACGCGUAUAUAUACGUACGUGCGUGUCGGCCCGCGUAUGAACGCCUGGGUGGUCCCCCGUGGUGUGCUGGAUAAAAAUCGGACAACAUUCGCCGCCCUGUUAUUUUUUUUUCUCUCCACUCGCGGUAGUCGAGAUGAAAACACACGAGGUCCGCCAGUCGAGAUCCAGUGUUCGUACAACUCUUCGUCAUUUUGCUAUCUUGUAUGCACACUCGACUGCAACGCGAAAUACGCUUAAUUAAGAGAAAGUGUAGGAACGUGCAGCUAGUUCUCUUUAUAAACUCCUGAAUUUCUCUAGGCACUCCCGAUACUCUCUCUAGAACUUCACAGCACUUUCUUAGACUUCCCUUAAUAUUUACUGAAUAUUUCUUUGCAAUAACCUAGGUUAUUCCUAGACCUUUAUUAAUUUUGUCAAGAAUUCUUCUAUUUAACUCGUCUCAGAAUUUCUCUAAUGUGUCCGUGAACACAAGGUAGAGUUUUCUGAGAAGUUACCAAACCUCUCCCUAGAUUCUCCAACGUUCCUCGAAAAAGGAUGUUGAAACAGGUAUCGCGAGAAGCGUAAAAUCGGCUAAGCGUAGAGAAACGCGGCGACCCCAACGAUCCGAAACGGCCCGAAAGCGAGAAGAAUGGGUGAUUGACGCUUCUUUGACGGCCAUAAAAAGCGAACUAUGAGAUUCGGGAAAAAUUUCCGCUUCAACGUCCCUUUCCGUUUCGUUACGGCGUUGAAUAGCUAUCGGUUUCAGCUAUUCGAGAGGAUGGGAGGAAGGGACGCGGAACAAUAGGUGUUAGCAACGUAGCACACGGUACACGGACGCGAAAGGUAGGCAUACUGGUCCGCGCGAAAUUGGACAUUGCCGCGCGGAGUAAUGGAGCGGAGUCCCGCGAAACGAACGGUUCAAGUUAUUGGCCACCAACGAUCCCGAAUGAUAGCCGCACGGUUCUCCUUAUUACGCCGUUACCUUACUUUUUCGCGUCAAAUGGAAAUUACACGGUACGGGAGCACGAUCGCGAUCAGGAUCGAUCGACGGAUCGGGUAUCCGGUCCGGCAACAACGGACGGACACGGUUCGCUGGACGGUGACGCGUUUCAACCGAUUCUCCAGAAAAAUGACGUUUCUAAUGAAAUAAAACGGCGUCGAUCGCGGAGGUCUACCGAUCAACUAGAACCAGUUGAUUAAGUCGUUACGUCGACUACGCCGAUCAAACGGACAGGCUACUUCCCGCUCGUUAAUCCCCUUACCGCAGAACAAACUUCGCCGAUGUAAACGAUUCGAGUAACGGCGCAAAGGAAAGUGGACGGGAGGUGGCACGCAACACGCGAGAAUCGGCCUGUUUCCCAACGAAAUAGAUGAAAACGAGCGCGACACGGAUAAAUGCGGCCGUGGCCGGCUGUUCGCUUCUCCGUCGACUGAAUUAACCGUAAUAACUGAUGCAUUUAGCAGCGACAUUCAAAACUUGUGCACGGAAUGCCAUCGACGUUCCGCUACCUCCCCGCUUUAACUCCCGCGCUUUCCUCCCCGAUCCCCUUCCAUUUUAACAUCGCCACCGCCAGUUUCAUCGGUCCUGCCGCACCGCAUAUCAUUACCAUGCAAAUACGCUUGGCAUGCGGCAAAGCUCGUGUAAAAUCGUCCUGUUCCCUCCCCACCUGUGCGCUCCGCUUCGCUCGUCGCGCCGCACCGCUCGUGCACGCGUCUCCUUUCCUCCUUCGACCAUCUACCCUCUCUCGUCCUCCCGCGCGGUGUCCACUCGCUCCCACUUCGCACCAGCUACCCAGUCACAUAUGCAAAACGUGCCGCUAUUAUAAUAACAUUACGUCAAUGAACCUUCCAUUGAAUAUGCGCUUCGCGAGCGUGGAUUGCAUCGCUAAUUAUCUAACGGGUGGCGCGAUUCGCACGCGGCUUUCGACUUUGAACAACAUUUUUCAGGCGUUAGAGCUUUCCUUUGUUUUCGCUGUUUUUCAUAACAUGCUUAACGCGCAAUUACGGCUUAUUUACUGGACGAGCGAAUGCUCGUUAUCCCGAUGUUUCGAUAACGCUCGGAGGCAAACGAGCAGUUCGUAUAAACGAGCGAUUCUUCGCGGUUGUUCCGUAGAGCUGAACACGCUGAGCGAACGAUUCAACAAUAAGAACACGUUCGCAGGUCGAAUCAAUUCGGUGCGAUUUAAUCCGGCGUGAUUCAAUUCGACGCGCUUUAAUUUGACACGAUUCAAUUCAUCCUUCAGAGCAUUCGGCCGUUCGGUUUAAACUCCAUGAACGUUUAUUACUCGCGCUGUUCGGGGCAACGGAAAAGGAUGGUCGUUUACGACGUUUACGUUGAAUGCUCUCGAAUUGAAACGCGUCGAAUUGAAUCGCGUCCAAUCGGGUCGAAUUAUGUAGAAUUGAAUCGAGUCGCAUCGAAUCAAACUACAUCGAAUUGAAUUACGUAGAACCGAAUUUCGACGAGUUGAAUUAUGUCGAUUCGAAUUGCACGCGGCAGAAUCGCAACGAUUCAAACUGCAUCAAAUUGAACUGCGUCGGAUUGAAUUUGAUUGCGACGAAUUGAAUCGUGUCAAAUUAAAUCGUAUCCAUUCGAACUGACGUAACGCGCAAACGCUUCUGUUUGUGAAGGUAUCGGACAUUCGAUUCGAAAAAAAUCACCGAAUAACGAAAAAGUUGAUUUAUUUUAAUUUCACCGAAACGAAAUAAGAAGGAAUAUUUGUUCGGUCUAAAAACGCCUUUAUUGCUAAACUUUUAUGUUCGUCAUCGCGUUUUUCUCUUCGGUUUGUUUUCCACGGAAAUCGUGCGAAACGCUAGAAGCGAACUGGCCUGACGCCCGACACGUAGUUGAUUGCAGUUUUUUUUAUCGAUGGAACCAAAGUCGUAAUUUUCGUGACUCGAUCCAACCGGCGUUCUGACUAAAUAUUGUUGACGUCACGUCGCUUUCUCCCUCUCACGAUUUUUAUUUUUUAGGAUUCCUCUUUGUCACUAACCGCCGCUGACACGUUUAUGGGCUCGACUGGCUCCGGGGACCGGAGAGCAGCGACACCCUUGUUUUAUAUUUUUGGUGACGGCUACAGUACGCUCGCCCGCUUUCGAAUGUUUGCGGCGCGAAAUGGUCACCGACCGUUCAUCGGUUUUCAUAUUACAACCGUGUCGAGAUAAUAUUUGCCCGUGAUUUUUUUAUUUUCUACGUACCUUUUUUGAACGACGAUUUCGUGGCCGACGAGAUUAGUCGAAUUUUCCUCUUUCGAUCCCACCUUUUUCCUUUCCGGUUUUCAAAAAUUCCGUCUUCGUGAACGGUUCAAGGAUGGUCAGAGAGUGAUCGUUAAAUGAAUCGAACCAUGAAACUUUUAUCGUUUAUCGCUUUUUAUUUAAUCGUUUCUCGUUUCGAUUUUUCGUUUAUAUUCUCUAAGCCUGACAAUAUUUACACGUUUUAGUUUUAUUACUCGCUUGCCGUCUCGCUUUUAGGGGACGUAGAAAAAUAUUAGCUUAUCGAUGCCACACGGUAUACUUAAGAUCGAUGUGUACGUAUAUACACAUAUAAUAUGUAUAUAUAUAUAUAUAUAAUAUGUAUAGAUAUAUACAAAAUGUACAGAAGGAACGCGGUACGAACGUCAGCGUUUCAUCACUAAUUAACGCAACGAAUAAACGAACUUAAUCAUUCGUUAAAAAUCGAUCGUUUCUCGCAAAGCGUCCGUAUCGAUAAUCACGGAUAAAAACACGUUGAUUCGGACAGGAAAGAAUCGAUCAUUUCCUUCGUCGAUAUCGUGCAAAUUAAACCGCAUUUUUUGUCAUAAUUUUAUCACGAUCAAUCGUGAUUUUAUUUCCGAUAACUGUUCCGAGCGACAUAUCACGGUGACUUUUCUCACAGACUCGUCACUGGUUCGCCCGUUCUUGCACAGACCCUUUCUUCGUCAAGAG